Molecule: messenger RNA, 5057 nt
Organism: Labrus bergylta (ballan wrasse)
Lineage: Eukaryota; Metazoa; Chordata; Actinopteri; Labriformes; Labridae
Gene: nlk2
Product: nemo-like kinase, type 2
Biological process (GO): protein phosphorylation; intracellular signal transduction
Cellular component (GO): cytoplasm; nucleus
Molecular function (GO): MAP kinase activity; ATP binding
Source: RefSeq, a predicted model, not a curated record
UCGUUUCAAGGAGUCGGUUCUAAGAGCCGGGUCGUCCGGGAUCAGACCUCUGUAAGACUCUCACCACCAAGCAGCUGAGGUUUUGUUCACCAUGUUGGAGCAACUGUUCGGCGUAGUUACCGUGUGACCGACACUUUAAUCAUGUCAGCGGCUCCACCGGAGCAGCGAGGGCCCCGAGAGUAGCGCGUCAGCCGGGGGAGCGUCCUCCUCCCUGCAGCAGGCUCACCGACACUCGGAGACACGGACACGGACGGAGAGACGGACUGGUGUUUUGAUUUGAGGAUAACACGGACACAGAUUAGCUCCAAGCUGUCAGCUGAGCACCGCCGUCUCCGGUCCAGCUCCUGGCAGCAGCAGGAGAACUGAUCCCGCAUUAACAGGAUUCACUUUUCCCCGCACUGUUUAAGCCUCUCUGGAGGUGUUUCCAUCCCGGGGGAGGACACACACCGAACACCGGGCUGCUGUCGAUGGGGGAUAGAAGUAGUCUCCUCGAGUAUCUCUCCCGUGUUGUGGGUCAUGCUGGAAGCUCCGUGUGUGUCCGGCUGAUGGGGGUGAGUGUGCGGCGGGCGCUCGGCUCGGAGUCUCGGUGUAAUAAUAUGUGAGUGCGGUGGACAGCCGAGGCCGGGGCCUUCUGUUGUUUUGUGGCCUGGGCAGGGAAACACUUCCUCUGCACCGGAUCAUCAGCGUUAAUCACGGCCCGGAGAUUACAGGGAGGCUCUGUGGACUCGGGUCGGGGGGGGGGAUAGAUGCCGUGUGGAGCCCCAGAGCCGGAGCGAAGUGUAUGGAUGAAUGCACUGCCCCUCAUGUGACAGAUCUGACUGAGGCUCAUCAGGAGGACGGGGGCGCCCCCUCCAUCAUGAGGGACUUCUAGGGCCAAACACUGUUCAUUCACAGAGGGGGGCGCGGGUUGUUUCCUGCUCACUAUCUUGAUUCGUCAGGGUUCCUCGAUGCUCUGUUUCAUGAUACGAGCCCCGGGCUGCAGCAGUCUGAUGGUGAGCAGGCAGGGACAUUAAUUUAGAGGAAGUGGGUCAGAUCCUUGUUGGUAUUAUGAUAAGGAGGGACUCCCCGCAGGCCCACAGGAGCUGUUGUUGGAGCAUUUAAAGGCCAGACCUGAUUCCUACAUGUUCCUGUAGUGGUCGUGUUGCAGCCUGGUAGCCAUUAUCAUCACUUUGGACGCUUUCUGCAUCAUUUUAUGGCUCUUUGCAGCACAGCAGCUACAAAUGUUACAAAAAUGAUGGCUGCUUACAACGGAGGCUCCUCAGCAGUGGCUGCCCAUCAUCCGCAUCACCACCACCAGCUGCAGCACCUCCCGCCCCCCCACAUGCACCACCACCACGCGGGCCAGCAUCACCUGCAGCAUCCUGGUUCCGCCGCCGCCGUCCACACGGUCCAACAGCACGGCUCCACGGCGGCUGCUGCGGCGGCGGUGAUGCUCAACCCCGGCCAGCAGCAGCCCUACUUCCCCUCUCCGGCCCCCGGUCAAGCCCCAGGGCCGGCGGCGGCUGCGGCUCCCGCACAGGUUCAAGCGGCUGCUGUUGUCAAAGCUCAUCAGCACCAUCAGCACCAUCAGCAGCACCAGCAGCAGCAGCACCUCCAGCAGCAGCUCGACAUAGAGCCCGACAGACCCAUCGGAUAUGGAGCGUUUGGGGUCGUCUGGUCCGUGACGGAUCCCAGGGACGGGAAGCGAGUCGCCCUCAAAAAGAUGCCCAAUGUCUUCCAGAACCUCGUUUCCUGUAAGAGGGUUUUCCGGGAGCUGAAGAUGCUGUGCUUCUUCAAACAUGAAAAUGUGCUCUCUGCUCUGGACAUGCUGCAGCCUCCACACAUCGACUACUUUGAAGAAAUCUAUGUGGUAACUGAACUGAUGCAAAGUGACCUCCAUAAGAUCAUCGUCUCACCGCAGCCUCUGAGCGCAGACCACGCCAAAGUUUUCCUCUACCAGAUCCUACGAGGGCUGAAAUAUCUUCACUCUGCUGGCAUCCUUCACCGUGACAUCAAACCUGGCAACCUCCUGGUCAACAGCAACUGUGUGCUCAAGAUCUGUGACUUCGGCCUGGCCCGGGUGGAGGAGACAGACGAGUCACGCCACAUGACUCAGGAAGUGGUGACACAGUACUACCGCGCGCCGGAGAUCCUCAUGGGGAGCCGACACUACUCCAACUCCAUUGACAUCUGGUCUGUGGGCUGCAUCUUCGCUGAGCUGCUGGGCCGACGGAUCCUCUUCCAGGCCCAGAGCCCGAUCCAGCAGCUGGAUUUAAUCACAGACCUAUUAGGGACGCCGUCUCUGGAGGCAAUGAGGACGGCGUGUGAAGGAGCUCGCACUCACAUCCUCAGAGGGCCUCACAAACAGCCGUCACUUCCUGUUCUCUACACUCUGUCGAGCCAGGCGACCCAUGAAGCGGUCCACCUCCUCUGCAGGAUGCUGGUGUUUGAUCCGUCGAAGCGGAUUUCAGCGAAGGAUGCCCUGGCUCACCCGUACCUGGACGAAGGUCGCCUGAGAUACCACACCUGCAUGUGCAAAUGCUGCUACACCACGGCAUCCGGCCGCGUUUAUACCAGUGACUUCGAGCCCGUGACCAACCCCAAGUUUGAUGACGGCUUCGAGAAGAACCUGAGCUCUGUGAGGCAGGUCAAAGAGAUCAUCCAUCAGUUCAUUCUGGAGCAGCAGAAGGGGAGUCGAGUGCCUCUCUGCAUCAACCCUCAGUCAGCUGCUUUCAAAAGCUUCAUCAGCUCCACAGUGGCUCAGCCAUCUGAGAUGCCUCCGUCUCCCCUGGUGUGGGAAUAACCUCUGCUGUGCGCCAUCAGCGUCUCUCCUGACAGGCUGCUAAACUGGGAUCAAGAGCGUCUGGUGGCGUCUGCGUAGCAUUUCACUGGAGAGCAGGACUCGCCUGCAGGUCUUCUGAGACUCACCUGCAGGUCUACUGAAACAACUCGACUGACCUGCAGGUCUGCCGAGACUCACCUGCAGGUUUACUGAAACAACACGACUCACCUGCACAUCUACUGAAACAACUCAACUCACCUGCAGGUCUGUCGAGACUCACCUGCAGGUCUGUCGAGACUCACCUGCAGGUCUGCCGAGACUCAUCUGCAGGUCUUUGGCGGAGGGUGGGACUUAAACUCUGUAGACCAAAUCAGAAUGUUUUAAACGAACCCAUCUGAUCACUUAGAGGUUUUACUGUUAGUGCAUCUUAAUGAAGUAUGUUUCUGUUGAUAUAAAUAUAUAUUAAUACAAAUUUAAAAAGAUAUUUAUUUAAAAAUGACCACUUGUAAGAGAUGUUCCAACACCAAAACCAGCCUGGAGCCUGAACCUCUGGGUCAAAGAUCAGAGAGAACAAGAGUCUAUGCACCAAUCAGAGAUCAUUUAUUAACACAGAGUUUAAUCGACUGGCUUCUCUGGAAUUCAGUUCUUCUUGCACACAAUGAGCUGCUCUGUGCUGCCUCCAGCUUUCUGCAACUACAGUUUCAACUAGAGUCAGAGUAACAGACCGGAAACUGUCGUCAGGUCAGCGUUCACCUGAUGUGAACAAACAAGAGAGCAGUGCUUACAGGAAACAAAAGAAACAGACACUUUUUAAAAGGUUUCAUUGUUCGACCCACAGGACACAGCAGGUCUGAGGGGCUGCAAGCUGAGCUGCUGCUGCUUUUGUAGAGGCUCUCUAAAACUGAGCGGGAGAGAGAGAGAGAGGGCGGGCUAGGCAUAGAGAGCGAGCGAGCAAGCUGUGUCUAACUGAUCCUCUGCACACGUUUAUUCAUUAGUGAUCUCAAAGAGAUGAUAAAUAAAAGUGUCCUACAGUUUCUUUCUAGGUUCAGAGCCGGAUUUUAAGUCAAUCUGGGUAUUGGAACAUCUCUGAUCACAAUCGGGCUAUGUUUGUGUUAUCUCGCCCACCCUCACCUGCACAGGUGAAUCAAAUCCAAAUUCUUCUUCAGACAAUCGAUUGUAAAUGUGUUUGAAGGCUUAAGGCAAUUGAGAAAUUCCCUCUGGUAAGAUUUUGCACUUGAGCACAUUAAAACUUAAUUUAUAAAAUGAAGUUAUUAUGUUCACAACCUCCUGUGUCUCCGUGCACGACUUCCUGUGUCCUAGCCCAUGACCUCCUGUGUCCCCAUGCAUGACCUCCUGUGUCCCUCCUCCUUUGUUCUAGCCCAUGACCUCCUGUGUCCUCAUGCACAUCCUCCUGUGUCCUAGCCCAUGGCCUCCUGUGUCCUCAUGCACAUCCUCCUGUGUCCUAGCCCAUGGCCUCCUGUGUCCUCAUGCACAUCCUCCUGUGUCCCUGUGCAUGACCUCCUGUGGUCAUUGUUUUUAAUUGUAUACGAAUAUUUGCCAAAGAGGAGGAGCCCCGUGUAUAAACAACACAAACAUAUGAAGAUUUGUUAAAGAAAACUCUUCCUGGAGGUUUCCUUCCACUUGGACCCAGACCCUUCAUGUCCUGACCCAGACCCUUCAUAUUUUGACCCAGACCCUUCAUGUCCUGACCCAGACCCUUCAUAUUUUGACCCAGACCCUUCAUGUCCUGACCCAGACCCUUCAUGUCCUGACCCAGACCCUUCAUGUCUUGACCCAGACCCUUCAUGUCCUGACCCAGACCCUUCAUGUCCUGACCCAGACCCUUCAUGUCCUGACCCAAACCCAACCCCUUAUGUCCAAAUGCUUCAUGUCAAAAUGUUUGAACUUUGAUUCCACAUGUUUUAAAACGGUAAAAUCUCGAUUGUUCGAAAAGAACAGAAGCUUUCAAAUUCAGUCAUAUUUUAGAGCCAAAGAGAGAGAGAGUGUUAGAGCGAGAUAUUGUACACAGAUAUUGGUAACUUUUCAGUACUGACACGUUGCCAAUGUGUUUGUGCAAUUCAGACGGUUUGCUGCAGUUUACCUUCAUGAAUUAAAACAAUCCAGUAUUGAUGUCUAGGACUUGGACUAGGAGAUUCAACCUUUGUUUAUACAUGAGGCUUCUCUAUACCAGUAUUCAAGUUACUCGUGUCGUCAUAUUUUAACCUUUGUCGCUCAGCUAACGUGGAAAAGGUGAAAGGUCUCCUGAAGAGAAAACAAACUGUUUUUAGUUUGUGAC